ACCACAUACAGCGUCACUUUAGCGCGUUUUUGGGCUAAAUUUACGUAAAAAUGGCACGGAAUGGCAUGCGUAAAUUGCGAUGAUGCCUCGUCGGUGCGCUACAUCACCGCCACUGCCGUAACGCACGUAUCCUCCAAAGUUUAGUGUCGGCUCUCGCUCUGAGUGACGUCCAGACGCCGUCAGGAUGAUUGAAGAAGGCAGUAAACGUGGAAAGGCGCUAGUGGAGAAGAGACAGCUGUUUAUGGAGAUGAGGGCCCAGAACUUUGACGUGAUCCGGUUGUCCACCUACAGGACGGCCUGCAAACUGCGCUUUGUGCAGAAAAGAUGCAACCUUCACCUGGUGGACGUGUGGAACAUGAUUGAAGCGUUUCGUGAUAACGGUCUGAACACUCUGGAUCAUAACGCUGAGAUAAACGUGUCCCGUCUGGAGACCAUCCUGUCCUCCAUUUACUUCCAACUGAACAAACGUCUCCCCACCACCCACCAGAUCAGUGUGGAGCAGAGCAUCGGGCUCCUGCUCAACUUCAUGGUGGCAACUUACGACAGUGAGAGUCACGGGAAGCUGACCGUUUUCUCCAUGAAGUGUAUGCUGGCUACCAUGUGCGGAGGGAAGAUCGUGGACAAACUGCGCUACAUCUUCUCUCAGAUCUCAGACUCCAGUGGGGUGAUGGUCUUUGCCAAGUUUGACCAGUUUCUUCGGGAGGUUCUGAAGCUGCCCACGGCCGUGUUUGAGGGACCUUCGUUUGGUUACACGGAGCACGCUGUCCGAACCUGCUUCCCCCAACAGAAGAAGAUCGUCCUGAACACGUUUCUGGAUGUUCUCAUGGCCGAUCCUCCUCCUCAGUGUCUGGUGUGGCUCCCCCUCAUGCACAGACUCGCCAACGUAGAAAAUGUCUUCCACCCGGUCGAGUGCUCUUACUGCCGUAGUGAGUCCAUGAUGGGCUUCAGGUACCGGUGCCAGCAGUGCCACGGGUACCAGCUGUGCCAGAGCUGCUUCUGGAGGGGCCAUGCCAACGGACCGCACUCCAACCAGCACCAGAUGAAGGAGCACUCCUCAUGGAAAUCUCCGGCCAAAAAGCUGAGUCAUGCCAUCAGUAAAUCUCUGGGCUGUGUGCCCAUCGGAGAGCCCCCUCACCCGGUCUUUCCCGAACAGGCCGAGAGACCCCAGGAGCUCACGCACACUGUUCAGCCGAAAGCAGCCGUCCACAACAUGAAUGACGCGCUGCUCUUGUCCACCGGGGGGCACACUCCCAACAAGAGUGUCCUGGAGAGCCCGAGUCGACUGGACGAGGAGCACCGUCUGAUCGCUCGAUACGCCGCGAGGCUCGCCGCCGAAGCAGGAAACUCUACGCAGCAGUGUCCUCCCUCAGACCUCGGCUUCAACUUCGACGCAAACAAACAACAGAGACAACUGAUCGCAGAACUGGAGAACAAGAACAGGGAGAUUCUUCAGGAGAUCCAGAGGCUGCGUCUGGAGCAUGAACAGGCCUCACAGCCGACCCCAGAGAAGGCCCAACAGAACCCCACGCUGCUCACAGAACUGCGCCUGCUCAGACACAGGAAGGACGAGCUGGAGCGGCGCAUGUCGGCUCUUCAGGAGAGCAGGAGAGAGCUGAUGGUCCAACUGGAGGGACUGAUGAGACUGCUCAAGGAUGAGGAGCAGAAACAGGCUUCUCAGUGUGGCAGCUCCCCUCACUCGUCUCCCAGUCACGGCGCAGGCUGCUCGAUGCCGAUGCCCAUCCGCUCCACCUCGGCAGGCUCCACCCCCACACACACCCCCCAGGACUGUCUGAGUGGGGUGGGCGGGGACGUGCUCGAGGCCUUCGCUCAGGGUGUUCCUAGAAAUCUUCGAAACGAUCUGUUAGUGGCUGCUGAUUCCAUCACAAACACCAUGUCGUCUCUGGUUAAAGAGCUGCACUCAGUGGACGAUGGAGGAGAUGAAGAAGAGACCAACCUGAGAAACGGAGACAGAGUUCGAGUACCGAAGCACUGAAGAUUCUCCGUCUCCAGGGCAACCUCAGCUCGUGUAGAAUGCAUGCUGUAACCAGGACCUCAAUGUGUGGAACCUCCAUCUAUACAUCAAACUAUGGGAGAAGUCCACCUCACGUCUGCACUGACACAGACGUUCCCCAUGCGCCACUGUGUGUCCUGAUAGAACUAAAUCUUUAAGACGUUAAGACAAUUCCCUGAAACAUCACUGCUAAAUAUGACUCGCUUUUUCCCUAUAGCCCCCCGCGUACUGCGAAAAAUACAAGCUCCACCACUUAGAAGGAUCUGAAUUCAAAACAGUGACGUGAUUUGAGUUUUUCUGACCAUUUAAUCACAUAAUACACCUGAUUAUUUGAAUGCUUCUGGAUAUUUCUGACUGAUUACAAUGAUUUCAGUGGUGGAAUGUUUCACAGUAUCUUUCUAUCUCGAUGGAAACCAAACUAGACCAAGUUACAGGUCAGAUCUGUGGAGAGGCGACCCCGCUCACACUCAGAAUGUCAGUUUUUCUAGUUGUUUUUGAGCUACAUUGC
Boleophthalmus pectinirostris (great blue-spotted mudskipper) is the source of this 2519-nucleotide messenger RNA. It is a transcript of the gene dtnbb, whose product is annotated as dystrobrevin, beta b. Lineage: Eukaryota; Metazoa; Chordata; Actinopteri; Gobiiformes; Gobiidae. Gene Ontology annotation, molecular function: zinc ion binding. Gene Ontology annotation, cellular component: plasma membrane; synapse. The record is from RefSeq and is a predicted model, not a curated record. Gene Ontology annotation, biological process: synaptic signaling. Bases 185 to 1993 code for a protein of 602 amino acids. The transcript has 20 exons.